UGCUGUGCAGCAAGGAUGAUUGUCAGCCCCUGCUGGUUGAACCUGUGCAUCUGAGGGCCAACUGCCUCCGCAGGUUUUUCAUAGAAAACGGCUGGACUGAGAGGACUUAGCUAGCUAACUGGUAAGUUUGAACUGGACCACACCUGGUGCAGCCAGCUCUGGAACUCUACUGGAGGUUAUGUGAAGCGAUGGAGGUUGGACAGUGGCGUGCACAAAAGUGGAGGGAGCAAUGGAGGGAAGAUAAAUAGAAAAAUGAGACUAGAGGCAAUCACCUCUUGUGUCUGGUCGCCAACCCAGUCCUCUCCUGUCCAGCAGCUCAGUCCAGCCAUACACAUGUUUCUCUGUGAAACAGAAGUCUUCAUAUACUGUAAGUAUGGAUGAGAGCCUCACGUGGACGUAAGAGAGACAAGUCUCCUCAGCAUCAGGCUUUGUCUGUCAGUAGUAAGGUCUGUCAUCACAGUCAGCUGAAGGUGAGCGGUAAUGAAUGAGCUGUGUGUCAGUACAAACAGUGCUGUUGGUCAGGAGGCCUGUGGAGUAGCCAAGAGAGAAAGUUUCCCCCGGAGAGCUGAGAUCACUCACUCUGAUAAAUUGGGGGUCUUAGCUCGAACUGGCCAGCACUAACAAACAUCAUUCAUCAAGCACUCAUAAAAGCUCGCCGUGGGAAGUGUUCAUAGGCACUCAAUGUUGAAUUGCCAUUGCGCUAUUCCAUUUUAUAAAUAAUAGAUGCAUAAUUGUAUUGCUUAUUAUUAAUAAAUGUUGCGUUUGUACUUUUUGGUGUGCCUCACCCAGAGCCAGGUCUUAAUUGUGUUCUAUUUUUUCUCUUGUGCAUUCAGAACAGUGCCUCAUUCCUGCCUAAUAGGUACAAGCAGUGCCAGAUCAAUAUGUUUUAAUGGGUCCUCUGUUAAGAUAGUACACAAUUAAAUAAUCAGUCCAAACAAGGCUAUUGACAGAGGCACUCUCACUUUUUCCUCUCCUUGUCUUCUCCUCCUGUCUGCUCAUGCAGGUGUUUUUUAGGUCAUGAGUGUGCGCAUGUGUGAUUCACCGUCUUUUUACCACGAGCUGUGUGUAAACUGCGAGGAAUAUCCUAAUGCCCCAGGCUGGUGUGGACUUUACAGCCACGACAAAAACUGAUCAUGCGAUGACUGAGCGCGCUUUGGGCACAUCUACUGAGUCCAUUACAGGAGGUGAAUGAUGGCCGAGGAUGGGCGAAAUCUCUCCGGGGUCCCUGACGCCAGGGGCUCGGAGGGUCGCUCCUCUCUGCCGAGGACUUUCAUCCGGCUCAACGACCUGUCCGGGGUCGGGACAGGAGGCGGGGAGCGUGGCGAGGUGGUGGUGGAACCCGCGUCCCCGGCGCCCGAUGGGAUCUCUACAGCCGGGGAGGAAGCGUCGGCGAGCGGCGAGGAGAACCUGCCCUACCCCACCCUGGCCCCCGUGGUCUUCUUCUACCUGAAACAAACUACCCGGCCUCGGAGCUGGUGUCUCAAGAUGGUCUGCAACCCAUGGUUCGAGAGAGCUUCCAUGUUGGUGAUCCUGCUGAACUGUGUGACCCUGGGCAUGUUUCAUCCCUGUGAGGACAUCGACUGCGACUCUGAGAGGUGCAAGAUCCUGCAGGACUUUGAUGACUUUAUCUUCGCGUUCUUCGCCAUUGAGAUGGUGAUCAAGAUGGUGGCUCUGGGGAUUUUUGGGAAGAAAUGUUACCUUGGAGACACGUGGAACCGUUUGGACUUCUUCAUAGUAGUGGCUGGGAUGUUGGAGUACUCCCUCAACCUGCAGAACGUCAGUUUUUCAGCGGUGAGGACGGUUCGCGUGCUGAGACCGCUGAGAGCCAUCAACAGAGUGCCAAGUAUGCGUAUUCUGGUGACCCUGCUGCUGGACACACUGCCCAUGCUGGGUAAUGUGCUGCUGCUCUGCUUCUUCGUCUUCUUCAUAUUCGGCAUCGUGGGCGUCCAGCUGUGGGCCGGCUUGCUCAGAAACCGCUGCUUUUUGGAAGACAACUUCUCUUUUCCUCUGUCCGUGGAGCUGGAGAAAUACUACCACACUGAAAACGACGACGAGAAUCCCUUCAUCUGCUCUCAGCCCAGAGAGAACGGCAGGAGGGACUGUAGCUCAGUGCCUAAGCUGUACGAGGAGGGAGGCCUGCAGUGCAACCUGGACAUGUAUUCUUACAACAGCACUGAUAACACCACAUGCGUCAACUGGAACCAGUACUACACCAACUGCUCUGCUGGUCCGGUCAACCCCUUCAAGGAUGCCAUCAACUUUGACAACAUCUGCUACGCCUGGAUCGCCAUCUUUCAGGUGAUCACUCUGGAGGGCUGGGUGGACAUCAUGUACUUUGUGAUGGAUGCUCACUCCUUCUACAACUUCAUCUACUUCAUCCUGCUCAUCAUUAUCGGCUCAUUCUUCAUGAUCAACCUGUGCCUGGUAGUCAUCGCAACUCAGUUCUCAGAGACCAAGCAGAGGGAGAGCCAGCUGAUGAAGGAGCAGCGGGUGCGCUUCAUGUCCAACGCCAGCACUCUGGCCUCCCUCUCCGAGCCAGGCUCCUGCUACGACGAGCUGCUCAAGUACCUGGUCCACAUCAUCCGCAAGGGGGCUAAACAGGUAGCCCACAUCUGCAGGCUCUUAGCUCGCCGUGCAGGGCUCAACAUCGCCGCCUCGCCCCCCGCCACGGAGCCCCAGCGCAGCCAGAGCCAGAGAAGGAGGCGGAAGUCCUCCAGGCAGGGCUCGGUGUCAGUCCAUCACAUGGUGCACCAUCAUCACCACCACCACCACUACCACCACUACCACCUGGGGAAUGGCAGCUUAAGGGGAGGAGGUACCAUCAGGUGUCCAGAGGGUAGGGAUGUGGAGGCUGGUUCUCAUAACAACAACGGAGGGACUCUCGUGGCGACCGCCUGCACCGGGCACCUCGCUUUGGCCCCACCGCUGCCUUCAGUGACAGCAGCAACCUCCGACACAAACCUGGCCACUUUGACCAAUCCUGCUGCAGCAGCUGCCGAUUCGUCUUCAGCUCUCAGCGUAUUCCACUCAGACACUCUCCGCUGUACCCCAUCGCCCACAAACUUGGGUCCAAUUCCAGGCCCAUUCUCCCUGGCCCCAGCUCCUAAAUCCAGGGCAAUGAAGAGAAACUCGGUACCCUUUGCUGCUCCGGGGCCUAAGAACUACCCCACACUGCAGGCCAGAGCACUAGCAGAGUCCAGACGAGGGAGUGUUGCAGCCAGCACUCUGACAAAUAUCAGCUUCAACCUCAAUAUCCCACCCAUGCCCCUGGAGAGAAGGCAGCAGAGCCUGGUGGACACACACACUCCUACAGCCCAGAUCUCCUGCCAGCUGUCGGCUCGUGACCUGAGCACCACCAGCAGUGCCAUGGACACAGCCGCAUUGACAUUGGACCCCGAGAGUUGCCCUUACUGCGCCAAGGCCCUGGCCAACGAAUCAGAGGGUGGCACCGAGGGCAACGAGACCCCUGGAGACUCCGACAGCGAGGGCGUAUACGAGUUCACCCAGGACCUCCACCACAGGGACAGGCAAGACAGCCGGCAGCCCAGGAAGAAGCAUCGCAGGCUGGGUAAAACUGCUGCGAAGGUUGUUCACUUCUGGAGGCUGGUGUGCGACACAUUCAGGAAGAUCGUGGACAGCAAGUAUUUUGGACGAGGGAUUAUGAUCGCCAUCCUGAUCAACACUCUGAGUAUGGGGAUCGAGUACCAUGAGCAGCCUGAUGAGUUGACCAAUGCACUGGAGAUCAGCAACAUUGUCUUCACCAGCCUGUUCGCCUUGGAGAUGCUUUUGAAGGUGUUGGUCUACGGGCCUUUUGGCUACAUUAAGAACCCCUACAAUAUCUUCGAUGGCAUCAUCGUGGUCAUCAGCGUGUGGGAGAUUGUGGGUCAGCAGGGUGGGGGUCUGUCAGUGCUGAGGACCUUCCGGUUGAUGCGAGUGCUGAAGCUGGUCCGUUUCAUGCCGGCCCUGCAGAGGCAGCUGGUGGUGCUGAUGAAGACCAUGGACAAUGUGGCCACUUUCUGCAUGCUGCUCAUGCUCUUUAUCUUCAUCUUCAGUAUCCUGGGGAUGCAUCUGUUUGGUUGUAAGUUUGGUUCAGAGAGGGAUGGAGACACUCUGCCAGACAGGAAGAACUUCGACUCUCUUCUAUGGGCCAUUGUAACUGUCUUCCAGAUCCUAACCCAGGAGGACUGGAACAAGGUAUUAUAUAAUGGCAUGGCCUCCACCACUCCCGUAGCAGCUCUCUACUUCAUCGCGCUCAUGACCUUUGGCAACUACGUCCUCUUCAACCUGCUGGUGGCCAUCUUGGUCGAGGGCUUCCAGACGGAGGAAGUGUCCAAGCGGGAGGACUUGCAUGCCCAGCUGAGCCUAAUUCAGCUGCCUGUAGACUCAGGGGGUGACGCUUCUAAAUCAGGUUCAGAGAUUGAUUCCUUUGCACGCAGUAUGGAGGAUGUUAACGGCAGCAAGAAGGAUUUGUCAGCCUCUGCAGUAGUACCUGUAAAUGGUCACGUGGACCUGAAGACCAGCCUGACUCCUCCUCUAAUUACCCACACGGCAGCCACCCCUAUGCCCGUACCUAAGUUGCCUGUUGGAGGUGACCCCAUCCUGGGCUAUGAGUCCCGUCGAGGCAGCAACGUCUCCAUAGACCCAGCUUCCUAUGACAAGUCACCGACCAGUGCCCGGAGCCCUUCGCCCUACGCCCCUUGGAGCUCCGGCAGCGGCAGGACCAGCCGCCGGUCCAGCUGGAACAGCCUGGGUCGUGCCCCGUCGCUCAAACGUCAGAAGCGACAAUCUGGGGAACGACGCUCGCUCCUCUCAGGGGAGGGAGGCUCCAGCUCAGAAGAUGGGGAGGGCGGAGGAGAAGGGUUGAUGGAGGAGGAUGACGCCUCCCUGGCCAGGACAGACUCCAUGUCCCAGUCACAGAGGGGGCCCCGACACCGGAGGAUGGAGUCAGUAGAGACUCGGAGCUCUAUGGAUUUGCCCCCUGAUGCUCUGCUGCAGGUGCCCUACCUGUACCGCUCAGCCAGUAUGCACAGCUCCAGACCACCCUCUCUAAGCCACUUACGGCCCCCAGAGCACAGCGACUGCAAUGGGAAGGGCUCUCCAUCAGUCCUGGGCCCCACACACGUUUCUCUGGAGGACAACACUGAAGACGAAAAUGCAGAGGAGGAGGCCAAUUUGAGUCGUUUUGCCAGACUGUUCCGCUGGCUAGAGAAGAAACAGCCAGAGUGGUGUCGACAGAGAGACACCUGGUCACUCUACCUCUUCCCUCCAGAGUCGAGGUUUCGGUUCAUGUGCAAGAAGAUCAUCACGCACAAGAUGUUCGACCAUGUUGUGUUGGUCAUCAUCUUCCUCAACUGCAUCACUAUCGCCAUGGAGAGGCCUCGCAUUGACCCCAGCAGUGCAGAGCGGAUCUUCCUAACAUUGUCCAACUACAUCUUCACAGCGAUCUUUGUGGCUGAGAUGACUAUAAAGAUCGUAGCUUUGGGCUGGUGUUUCGGGGAAAAGGCCUACCUGAGGAGCAGCUGGAACAUUCUUGAUGGGAUGCUGGUGAUGAUUUCUGUAAUCGACAUCCUGGUGUCUCUCAUCUCCAACUCGGGUACCAAGAUUCUGGGCAUGCUCAGAGUGCUGAGGCUACUGAGGACCCUGAGGCCGCUACGUGUGAUCAGCAGAGCCCCGGGGCUGAAGCUGGUGGUGGAGACCCUGAUGUCCUCGCUGAAGCCCAUCGGCAACAUCGUGGUCAUCUGCUGCGCCUUCUUCAUUAUCUUUGGCAUCCUGGGAGUGCAGCUCUUCAAGGGGAAGUUCUUUGUUUGUCAUGGAGAGGAUGUCAGGAACAUCACCAACAAGUCAGACUGUUUGCAGGCCAACUACAAAUGGGUCAGACACAAGUACAACUUUGACAACCUGGGACAGGCUUUGAUGUCUCUGUUUGUUCUGGCAUCAAAAGACGGCUGGGUGGACAUUAUGUAUGAUGGACUAGACGCUGUAGGAGUUGACCAACAGCCUAUAAUGAACUACAACCCAUGGAUGCUGCUCUACUUCAUCUCCUUCCUGCUGAUUGUGGCCUUCUUCGUGCUCAACAUGUUCGUGGGCGUGGUGGUGGAGAACUUCCACAAGUGCAGGCGCCAUCAGGAGGCCGAGGAAGCCAAGCGCAGGGAGGAGAAGAGACUGAAACGCUUGGAGAAAAAGAGACGGAAAGCUCAGAGUAAGCCCUACUACUCAGAUUACUCCCCCACGCGCCUGCUCAUCCACAAGAUGUGCACCAGCCACUACCUGGACCUGUUCAUCACCAUUGUCAUAGGGCUCAACGUCAUCACCAUGUCCAUGGAGCACUACCAGCAGCCCAAGGAGUUGGACGAAGCAUUGAAGAUCUGCAACUACAUCUUCACCCUCAUCUUUGUUCUAGAGUCCGUCUUCAAGCUGGUGGCUUUCGGCUUUCGACGCUUCUUCAAGGACAAGUGGAACCAGCUGGAUCUGGCCAUCGUGCUGCUGUCCAUCAUGGGCAUCACUCUGGAGGAGAUUGAGGUCAACGCUUCACUGCCCAUCAACCCGACCAUUAUCCGCAUCAUGAGAGUGCUGAGGAUUGCACGAGUAUUGAAGCUCUUGAAGAUGGCGGUGGGGAUGAGAGCGUUGCUGGACACCGUUAUGCAAGCCCUGCCUCAGGUGGGGAAUCUGGGUCUUCUCUUCAUGCUUCUCUUCUUUAUCUUUGCAGCGCUGGGUGUGGAGCUGUUUGGUGAUUUAAUUUGUGACGAGCGCCACCCAUGUGAGGGUCUGGGCCGCUAUGCUACAUUCAAAAACUUUGGGAUGGCAUUUCUGCUGCUCUUCAGAGUUUCCACUGGAGACAACUGGAAUGGCAUAAUGAAGGACACAUUAAGAGACUGCGCCCAUGACACCAGCACCUGCUACAACACUGUGGUCUCUCCCAUCUACUUUGUCUCCUUCGUCUUGACGGCUCAGUUUGUCCUGGUCAACGUUGUCAUCGCCGUCCUGAUGAAGCACCUGGAGGAGAGCAACAAGGAGGCCAAGGAAGAGGCGGAGCUGGAGGCUGAGUUGGAGCUGGAGCUACAGAAUGACGGGGGAGACAUGGCAACAAGGUCGCCCCAGCUCAACCCUCUGGCAUUGGGCAUGGACAGGUCGAGUUCUGGGGGCUCCCCCUGGAGGUCCACCGGAGGAGGGGACAGGGAGCAGGAAAGGGACGGUCCUAUGGACUCACCCACUGCUGAUAUAACCAGAGACUCUGUAAACAUCAGAGCAGACCCCCCUUCAUGCCUGGACCCCCCGCUGGAGUUUGUCCAGCGGAGAGCGAUGUUUGACUCAGUCUCCCUGGUCAUCCAGGGCUCAAUGGAGGGGGAGUUGAGUUUGAUGGACAACCUGUCCGGCUCUAUCUGCCACUACUACGCACUGCCCCCCAGGCCCAGCAAGCACAGCACCGACAAGAAGAUCCCUCUAGCGGAGAUGGAAGCUCUGUCUCUGGCCUCUGAGAAAUCCUGGUCCCUAGCUCUGACAGAAGACUCGGUCCCCGACGAUUUUAACCCCCUCUUUCUAACCAGUCAGGAAUGCAAUCCGGAGCAGCUCAAUCCCGGGGAGCCACUGGAGGACAACCUGCUGAGUGUCAGGAAGCCUACGGUGGGACGCACACACUCCCUGCCCAACGACAGCUACAUGUUCCUACCCCUGCAGCCUUUGGGCCAACCAGCCACGGCUCCAGCACAGCUUCUAGCACAGACACAGGGGCCCCAGCACAUAUUGGGCAUCCACAAGGCCCAAUCAGGCUCCAGCAGCUCGGUGCGUUCUCAACCGGAGGAGUUUUCCCAGCAGCUGACCGUCCCCACAGACCUCUUCAAACCCAUCAGCCCCCACAGCCACUCGGACUCAGAGAGUAUACCACGACUUCCCCCUCCCAGACGCAGACAUACACUGAGCCGCACGCUCCGCAGACAGGUUGCAGUGUCUACUGAUUCUCAAGAGGCCCUAUGUUCAGAUGGUGGGGAGAGCAGUGAAGGACUUGUGAAUGUGGCCUCUCUGGGCCUCCCUCCAUCCCCCUCCUCCUCCUCCUCUUCCUCCACCACCUCUCCCUCACCCCGCUCCCAUCAUCAUCAGCAACCUGCUCUCUGCCUGGUCCCCGCCACACCGGGCGCCUCCCCUAAACCCUCGCGGCCCAGCAGCGUGCACACCCAGCACUGCCUCGCCUCCUACUCGCCCUCCUCGCCUCCUCCACUCUUACCAGUCACGCCACACCAACAGGAGGAGGCCUCGGCAGAUCAGGAAGUGUCCCUCAUUACCCACGCAGGGUUACCUGGCAGUGAUGACAUGACGAUGACGACGGGGCACGACAGCUGCGACGGAGGCAACGAGGGUUACAGUAUCUACGCAGGCUGCCAGGAAAGCCGGAGUCCUUGUUUGAGGCAGCUGAAGAGGUUCCAUAGCGCUGACACACAGGGCCGCAGCACCCUCCUGCCCCGCCCACGCCCUUACUCCUGGUUGGACGACCCGCGGCGCCACUCUGUGGAGGUGUGCUCCUCAGUGGAGUCCAGCCCCCAGCGCAGCACCACCUCCACCUCCUCCGGCUUUGUGUCGCGGGCUGACAGCCUGCAGAUCCACAGCCAGACCUCCACUCAGACCUCGCUGCCCUCACCCCGACGCAAGAAGAAGAUGAGCCCGCCCUGCAUCUCUGUGGACCCCCCCGACGGACUGGAGCCCCAGUCUGGCCUCUACCCAGGCCUGGGUGGACUCGGGGGCAUGGGGCUGGGGGGGUUAGGGAAGCCCCCUCCUCUACCCAGCCGGGACACCUGCCUGAGGAGGAGGGCGCCCUCCAGUGACUCAAAGGACUCCUUUGACUUGGGUGUUGGGGAAGGUUCAGGACAGGACGGUGGCUCGCCAAACCCCAACACCAACCCCAAGCUACUGACUCUUCCCAGUUUCUCCUUUGAGAAGACAAGCUCUGAGCACUGAACACUGAUACUCAAACACACAGAUACACACACGCACACAGCUGGACGAACAACAAGCCUCUACACACACAAACACACGAUGCACUCUGUGUAUCUGUGAUGGUGAUAGUUCUAGUAAUAAUGCUGUAGAGAGUAAUAAUGGUAAAACUACAACAAACAGUAAAACCAUCCUUGGUUUCAUAAGGAGUGCAGUACUGUAGUAGUGUGACCACCCCUUGUCUUUGUAUUGUUACUGCCAAAACAACAAGAGAAGAGACCAAACAACAACACAAACAUGACUGUCUCUCUUCUGCUACGCCUGCAUGCCACUGGCUGCAGCUUGACCCCAUCACCUCUGGAGUGACAUCAGCACCUGGGAUUUGGCGUCACCCGUGGUCGCCAUUUGAACCGCCUGGUGUUGCACAGGGUGGACUUUGCCCGGUCAAUGGAGGUACAAAGCAAUAUGAACGUUUUAGAGACACUAUUUUCUUAAAUUAUUGGGCCAUAGUGUUUGUACAGGAUGUUGUUUUUUUAAUUUCAUUCUAUUGUUAUUUUCAUGUCUUUUUGUGACUUUGUUUGUUUUUUGUUUUGUUUUUUUUGGUCAAAAUGGUUUGUCUUUGUCUUUUUUUUCACUGUAGGAUAUUUCUAGCUUUCUUGGUUUACUGAGGAAAGUGAACGUUUUUUCAAAGUGCUGAAAACCAUGUAUUUGUAGGAAUAAUAUAUAAAUAUAUAUAUAAAAAAGUCAUUAAACUGAGCUUGGAUUUUUA
This is a messenger RNA of Thunnus maccoyii (southern bluefin tuna), 9691 nucleotides long. It is a transcript of the gene cacna1g, whose product is annotated as calcium channel, voltage-dependent, T type, alpha 1G subunit. Gene Ontology annotation, biological process: neuronal action potential; positive regulation of calcium ion-dependent exocytosis; sodium ion transmembrane transport. Gene Ontology annotation, molecular function: low voltage-gated calcium channel activity; voltage-gated sodium channel activity. The coding region runs from base 1189 to 8946 and encodes 2585 amino acids. Lineage: Eukaryota; Metazoa; Chordata; Actinopteri; Scombriformes; Scombridae. The record is from RefSeq and is a predicted model, not a curated record. Gene Ontology annotation, cellular component: plasma membrane; neuron projection; voltage-gated calcium channel complex. The transcript has 44 exons.